Messenger RNA from Trichosporon asahii var. asahii CBS 2479, 1158 nucleotides. RefSeq lists its product as uncharacterized. The coding region runs from base 1 to 1158 and encodes 385 amino acids. The transcript has a single exon. The record is from RefSeq and is a predicted model, not a curated record. NCBI's taxonomy places the organism in Eukaryota, Fungi, Basidiomycota, Tremellomycetes, Trichosporonales, Trichosporonaceae.
AUGUCUGCCCCCGAUCCCAAUUCUGAACCACCAACGAGCCCGACAGUGCAAGUGCAGAGAACACCGCUGCCGCUCGACAUCCGCGACCGCAUCCUAUCGCACCUCAUCCCGCCCACGCCGCCUCUGCCGCCCACGCUCCUGUCCCGCGACUUUCUCGAGCGCCUCGCCUUCCUACCCCCAGCGCCGGACGACAUUGACGGCCAGCUCUCGCCCUUCACCUCUCCGUCCCCGAACGCACUCGCCCAGGCCCUUGCCGCGUGCGAACUCUCUCCCCCCUCUGCAACCCAGUACACCUACGACGGCACGAUGAUGGCGCGCACGCUAGUCCAGCCGGCCGACUACCUCUCAGCCGCCGAGGAGCGGAAGACGGUCGAGAUCGGCUUCGAGCAAGACGAGGACCGGGGGUGGGUGUACCGUGGGUCCAAGUUUUCGAUUGGCGGGGACGACGACGGGUGGUACAGCGACGUGGAGGAGGUGCCUGUCCAGCCUGCCGAAGCUAAGGAGGAGCGCGACGAGGUGAAAGACUACUGGGCCGGAUGGAGCAGUCCGGAGAGCGACAGCACGGGCAUCCAGGAGCAGGACGACGAGGACGCCUACUGGGCGCAGUACGGCGCCGGCCCCCCUCAGCCCGAGUACCCUGCCCCGUCGCCGCGCACACACUCGCCGGCGCCUUACACUGCCCCAGCCCCGGCCGCCUCGCCUCCGAAAGCCGCCUCAUCCGGCUCGCCCGACAUCGACAGCAUCACCUCGCAGACCGCAGCGCUCUCAACCUCUCAGCCGAAUCUGCUCGAGGAGAAGCUCGUGGCCAAGCUCAAGUGUCAGCUCCUCAAGGCGUGGGCGCAGUUCCGCGGCUCCUCCCCCGCCGACGACGAGUGCGCCGUGCUCGCGUGGCUGCGCGUGUGUCGGAAUGUCAACUCGCGCCCCGCCUGGGGCUUCGUCUCCACCGAAGUCGAAAACGAGGAGGCGGACGAGGUACACCCCGGCAUGCACCAGGAUGCCGAGGUCAAGGAGAUGAUCCUGCGCACGCGUGUUGAGAACAUUAGGGACAUCUUUGAGGUGCUCGGGAAGGACAAGAGCGAGUUUUGGCGCUGGUGCGAGGAGGCCAUCCGCGUUAGGCAGACGAAUGAGCAGGAAAAGGAGGAUUACCAGGGUGUCUGA